CUCCCUCUCUCUCUCUCCCGCUCUCUCUCUUUCUCUCUCACUCCCCCUUUCUUAAAUUGACAUUGGUCUGGCUCGAAACAUGAUAACAGAAAAGCCUUCCUCCGCUCCUCGUUGUCGGGCUGUCCUCGCCGAUCACUUGAAACCGAAAUAAGCAGCGCAAAGAGGAACGGGAUCGCACAGUGUCCUAUCAGCGGCUCCUCAGAGGGAAUAACAAGAGACCUUUAUACCGCACAGCCUAUGUGCUCUUGCGCAUCGUAGACCUUAGAAAGUGCUCGUGUUCAACUCUAGUGAAAGUUAACAUGUAUAUGCACGCUUUGAGACGCGCAAGCCUUGGAUUUGUAGGUUUCUGCCUGGUCGCCUUUGUCCAACAGUCAGCUUCAGGAAGUAAAUCCACUCAAGAUGUGGACGAAUGUGCAGAGGCGCUUGACAACUGCAGCAUCGAUGCAAUCUGUCAGAACACCCUGAAGUCAUACAAAUGUAUCUGCAAGUCAGGCUAUAAAGGGGAUGGAAAACACUGUGAAGAUGUCGACGAGUGUGCAACUGAAUACAACGGUGGCUGCGUCCAUGAGUGCAUAAACAUCCCGGGAAAUUACAGGUGCACAUGCUUUGAUGGCUUCCGCCUGGGACAUGACGGGCACAAUUGUCUAGAUGUGGAUGAGUGCUCAGAUGGUAACGGCGGAUGCCAGCAGAUUUGUGUCAACAUGAUGGGCAGCUACGAGUGCCGCUGCAGAGAAGGAUUCCUCCUGAGUGACAACCAGCAUACCUGCAUCCAAAGACCUAAAGUGCAAUCUGAUGGCGGAAAGGACGGACCCACCUGCAUGGACAAGAAUCACGGCUGUGCUCACAUCUGUAGGGAAUCACAGAAGGGUGGCAUCUCCUGUGAGUGUCGACCUGGAUUCCAGCUCACGCGUAACAUGAAGGACUGCAAAUUGACGUGUAACUACGGUAAUGGAGGUUGCCAGCACAUCUGCGAGGAGACAGACCACGGCCCCAAGUGUUCGUGCCACAUGAAGUUCGUCCUCCACAGUGAUGGAAAGACUUGUGUAGGUGUGCGCGUGCAUGCAGGGGAGAGGAGUGUCCAGUCCCAGGCAGCCCCCGAGCUGUUCCCCAAUGAGACAUGUGCAGUGAACAAUGGCGGCUGCGAUAGCACAUGUCAUGAUUCAGUGACAGGAGUCCGCUGCAGCUGUCCUGUCGGCUUCACUCUGCAGCCGGACCGCAAGACCUGCAAAGACAUUGACGAGUGCCGUCUUAACAAUGGCGGGUGUGAUCAUGUGUGUCGAAACACAGUGGGCAGCUUCGAGUGCAGCUGCAAGAAAGGCUACAAGCUGCUGACCAAUGAGAGAACAUGUCAAGACAUCGACGAGUGCUCUUUUGAUCGCGCCUGUGACCACUUCUGUGUCAACUCUGCCGGCAGUUUCCAGUGCCUCUGUCAUAAAGGCUUCAUCCUCUACGGCCUGGCACACUGCGGAGAUAUUGACGAGUGCAGUAUAAACCAUGGAGGGUGUAAAUAUGGCUGCAUCAACUCUCAGGGGAGCUACGAGUGUACCUGUCCUACGGGACACAAGCUGCACUGGAACAGGAAGGACUGUGUUGAGCUGAUGAAAUGCCAUCUUGGACUGCUGUCACCAAAAGCCACUCUGACCUGUAGCAAGACGGGCAAGAAAGAGAGCUGCUCACUUACCUGUGCCUCUAAGGCUCACUAUCUGGCAGAUUCUGACAGCAGCUACUCAGUGAGUUGUGGUAUCCCCCUCCUCAGAGGGAAGUCUUCUGCCAGGCUCAACUCCAGCAACAGUCAGAGCUGCAUAGAGACUCAGGCCCCUCCAGUGAAGCAGACGGCUUCUUUUAAGAUCAAAAACGCCAAAUGUCACCUUCAUCCGAAGCUUACGGGCAGGACGGAGGACAGAGGACGGACCCUCGGACCAGGAGGGGGGCAGCCCUGCAGCAACUGCCUGGUGACGUUUGUCAACCUGAGGUGUGACUCCUCUAAAAAAACUAAAGGCCGACGGGCUCGAAACCCCUCCAACAAAGAAGUGACGCGCAUCACUUUGGAGCUGGAGGCUGAGGUCAAACCUGGAGACACCACAGGGAGUUGCAAUCUCAGCUGCCUGAGACAGCGCAUGGAGAAGCAGGUGAAGACGUACAUCAAGGCUCUGAAGAAGUCCAUCAACCAGGAGCGCUUCCUGAUCCGAGUCGCUGGUCUGGAGUACGAGGUGGCCCAGAAACUUACACAGGCUUCUCCCACUCACGAGAACUGUGGGCCGGGCUGGGAGAAGGAGAGCGGCCGCUGUGUCAGAUGCUUGUCGGGGUCUUAUUACCACGGGGAGCAGGAGCGCUGCGUUCAGUGUCCGCCCGGCACUUUCCAGGAGAGAGAGGGGCAGCUGGCCUGUGACCUCUGUCCCGGCAGCGACGGCCACGGGCCGGUGGGGGCCCGAAACAUCUCCUCCUGUGCAGGCCAGUGUCCAACGGGCUCCUCCUCCAACGAUGGCUUCAAACCGUGUCAGGCGUGCCCUCUGGGCUCCUACCAGACAGAUUUGGGACGGACCCUGUGCUUCCCCUGUGGGGGGGGACUGGCCACCAAGCGGGAAGGGGCCAGCUCCUUCCAUGAUUGUGAAGUCAAAGUUCAGUGCUCUCCCGGUCAUCACUACAACACCACGGUACACCGCUGUAUCCGCUGCCCGGUAGGGACCUAUCAGACAGAGUUUAGACAGAACUACUGCAUUACCUGUCCCGGGAACACCACCACUGAUUUUGACGGUGCCACAAGUGUGUCGCAGUGCAAGAACAGGCAAUGUGGCGGCGAGAUGGGCGAAUUCAUGGGUUACAUCGAGUCACCUAACUAUCCCGGUAAUUACCCCGCUAAUGUGGAGUGUAUCUGGAACAUUAACCCACCAAGCAAGCGCAAGAUCUUAAUCGUGGUCCCGGAGAUCUUCCUGCCCUCGGAGGAUGAGUGCGGAGAUGUGCUGGUUAUGAGGAAGAACUGGUCUGCUUCAUCCAUCACCACCUACGAGACGUGCCAGACGUACGAGCGGCCGAUCGCCUUCACAGCUCGCUCCAGACGUCUCUGGAUUAACUUCAAGUCCAAUGAGGCUAACAGCGCCAGAGGCUUUCAGAUCCCCUACGUUACUUAUGAUGAGGACUACGAGCAGCUGGUAGAGGACAUAGUGCGAGAUGGAAGACUCUACGCCUCAGAAAACCACCAGGAAAUCCUCAAGGAUAAAAAACUGAUUAAGACUCUUUUUGAUGUGCUGGCUCACCCAAACAACUACUUUAAGUACACCACUCGGGAGUCCAACGAGAUGCUGCCCCGCUCCUUCAUCCGCCUCAUAAGCAGCAAAGUCUCUGCUUUUCUGCGACCAUACAAGUAAAGCUUACACGGCGGCCGAAGCACCGGAUUGUGACCCCCUCCCCCGACGCCCCCCUCCACCUUACAGGCCACAUCCCUCACAGGACUUACUAGUAUGUUUACGCUCUCCUAAUAUCCAUAAGCUUUGAAAAUAAACACUAUGCAGACCUGAGAAAUACUGAGAAUGUGUGUUUUAGAUUUGUUUUCAUUCAGAGGGAUGUAGAGUAUUUCAGAGGGUUUGGUUUCUGUUGUGCAAUGAAACCACACAAAAAAACAAAAGCGCCCAUUUCAGACAGUAGGAGUAAUGUUGUGUGUGCGGUUUGAGCUUGAUAGAGCUUGUUAUUGUAUUUUAAAUGAGCGGUCUGAGUCUCAACUCCUACCAUUAAGUAUGACUGUAAGUGUUGUGUAACCCUAGUUCCAUCUCCAGUGUCUGUGCUGUCCUCGAGGAGGAGAGGUUGUUAAAUUCAUGUCGCAGCUGCGUUCCAGGUCAUUCGAAGCCUUAUUAUAUUUGAGCUCUUAGAGCAGUUUCCAAGGGUUUUACUGUUAAAACAGUUAAUCUGUGUUUUGUUUCGUCUGUCUAGACUGUACCAGUGUUUUCCAACCUUCAGAUUAUUUCUGUUGCUCUUUUUUUUAAAGCAAAUACAAACCGGGGGAUAAUAGUUCCAGGAACAUAGUGGACAUUUGGGAGAUGAAUAACAAACUAAUAAUUGUGAGAGCCACAGAAAUGAGAUAAUGUGAUGUCUAGUGGAACAUGUCUCUGAGAGAGAGAUAAGAGAGAAAUGUCUUUGAGGGACAUUAUGUUUGCUGCUUCUUUUAAAAGGUCACUUUAAUUCUUCAAUCUCAUUGUCUGUCUUUCUGAUGUACUCGACACUAAUAGUCUCUACGUUUAAACUAAAGUUCUUAUACACAGUAAGUUGAUAUUCUCACACUGCCUUUCUGUGGACAACCAGUUUUUAUUUCAAUCUUGUAAAUAAUGAAAAUAGAUUAGACGAGGGUUGAAUUCUUUAAUCCUACAUUUCUUUUGUUACGCAGGACCCCCCAAAUCACUUUUGCCCCACCAGUCUCAAAUCCAAAGACACCAGUACCCUCUCAAACACACUUUGUUCUGUCCCAAUGAAGACAGCUCUUCCAAAGACCGCCCAAAAAGGGUGGGUUUCUUUGUUUUGUGCACUAAAAUCAGAGCCCGCCAUCCUACCUUUUAGUACAAAGUGUAAUGAUAAAAAAACUACACCUUAAAGUUGGUUACACCCUAUUGUGACCCACAACAAAGCUUGUGAAAUGUGUUCUAAGCUGCAUUCCUGCUAAGACUCAUUGUAUGAAAUAUGUAUCCGUCACUGGGGCAGAAAAUGUUUAGGUUCCAACGUGUAACUAAUCUCCUCUUCAGAGGAAUACAAAAAAAGUCUGUUAAGAAGCGUAAUAAUUCAAUAUGAUUUGUUAUGAGAACAGCAACCAAAACAGGGUAAAAUUAUUAGUUUUUUUAGAUCUAACAUUUUGCUUCUUCUUAAGAUCUGCCAAGUAGUUAGGAAUUGUUGCGACAUUUUUGGAAAUACAUUUUUCUUGCUGAGAAUUAGAUGAGAUUGAUACCACUCUUAUCUUAACAUUAAAUGUGAAGUAACAGCCUUCAGAAAGUUAGUAAACCACAAACAAUAGAAACAGUUAGCCUGCCUAUGUCUAAAGGUUACAAAAUCAACCCACCAGCAACUCUAAAGAUCCCAAACCAACAUUCAAAUCUUGUGCUUUUAAUAAGUAAAACUCAAUGUAACUUGCCGACGGUGCAGGGACUUCCUGGAGUCUCUGCUUUUGUUGCCUCUCAACCUUGGUAACUGCAUGAAGGACACUCGGAAAGAAAAUAAAGUAGUAUUUUUCCCCAAAUUUAGGGACUAUUUAAAAAAAAAACUCAUAAUCAGCACCACUGCAGUCAAAUUGGUCCAAACGACUACAUGGUCAGAGUGAUAAUCCCAACCCCUUAAUCCGUACAUUCAGCCCUCUGGAGAUAUGAAAUAGAGUUGACCCUUGCGCUCUUAUCCUGUUUCCUUUUCCAGGGAGUUUUGUUUGGUUCCCACUCAUGUAAAUAAAAAAAGUGAGAUGGUACACUUCCUAUCCUGUACCACACUUUAGGAUGACAAAGGGAUUUUGACCAUUUUGUCAAAUUUGAGGGCGAUGCUGGACGAAACCAUGAUUUAAUGUUGGUUUGUAAUUCCUCCACACAGGCCUCAGUUUAUCUCCAGGUAUUAGACUCACCCCCGCCCCAAACCAGAAUCAGCUAAUUUCCUGCAACCUGAUACUUUUUUGUUUGUAUUGUUGCCUUUUAACGAGAGUUUGCUAUGAUGUAUCAUAGAGUUGAUAAUGAUAUUUGCACUUGAAUUGUUAUUGCUCAUGUAAAGAAAUGUCUGGAUUUUGUAUUGUCUUUUUAAAUGAAUGGAAUUGGUGUUCUUAUUUUCUUGUAGCUUGUUUGUUCAUGAAAUGCUCACUCACCGUUUAGUCUAUAGAGAUGAUACACAUAACAUUAUCAACUGUUAAAGAAAAAAAACUAUGUACAGGAGGUGAAUGAAACAAGUUUGUACUUGUCGCUGCCCAAAACACUUAUUGAAAUAAACAUACUGUACUUCA
Messenger RNA from Trematomus bernacchii (emerald rockcod), 5953 nucleotides. It is a transcript of the gene scube3, whose product is annotated as signal peptide, CUB domain, EGF-like 3. Gene Ontology annotation, biological process: signal transduction. Gene Ontology annotation, molecular function: calcium ion binding. The transcript has 23 exons. Gene Ontology annotation, cellular component: cell surface. Lineage: Eukaryota; Metazoa; Chordata; Actinopteri; Perciformes; Nototheniidae. The record is from RefSeq and is a predicted model, not a curated record. The coding region runs from base 300 to 3365 and encodes 1021 amino acids.